Molecule: messenger RNA, 3187 nt
Organism: Pseudomyrmex gracilis
Lineage: Eukaryota; Metazoa; Arthropoda; Insecta; Hymenoptera; Formicidae
Gene: gem
Product: transcription factor CP2-like protein 1
Exons: 12
Coding region: 647-2917 (756 amino acids)
Biological process (GO): regulation of transcription by RNA polymerase II
Cellular component (GO): nucleus
Molecular function (GO): RNA polymerase II cis-regulatory region sequence-specific DNA binding; DNA-binding transcription activator activity, RNA polymerase II-specific
Source: RefSeq, a predicted model, not a curated record
GAAGAGAGAGUCGAUCAGCGCGCGUGUACUCGACCCUCUGAAGAUCACCGGCGGUCGGGUGAUGCACCUGUGUAUUUCCGGGCACGUAGAGGAUUUGGGCCGAGAGGGGUGCCAGCGAGAGGUGGACGCACAGCUUGUGAUCUGCAACAGGCACGAAAGAGAUUCAUGGUGGAAUGAGUACUCCUCGCGGCUAGAGAGGGACAUCUCACAGAACGAAAAUCGUCGAUCUGAGAUCUAAGAUCAGCGUGGAGAGAGAGGUGUCUCGUCGUCUCUCACAGACUUGUUGCCGAGAAAUCAUGAAAUUUUCUGACAAUAUAUCUAACUUGUAGCAAAAUAAAUAAAAUAACAAAGUUGUAAUACACAUUUAAGAUAGAAAACCGCGUUUUCUCUUCCCUGAGGAGAGAAAAAUUUUGAAGCACUAAAGAAUUCGCCGACGCGACGGAGUCUCUCUCUUUAAAAACGAUUGAGAAGGCACUUCUUAUAAAUCUGAGAUCUCUAAGAUUAACGUGGAUAUUCGUCUUUGCCCGGAAAUCACAUUGCAGGCGAGCCUCUUUAGUGGUCGCAUAUGUGUAGGAUAUAGAUGAUAACAUUUUGAAGAGCAAUCGGCGGUGGGUAAUUUCAUCAGGUGUUGGCUGAAGGCUGUUGAAUGGAGCUCCAAUUCAUCAUGGACGGCGGCGCGGAACCUCUGAACGGAACGAUGUGGUUUCCCACAUCGUCUCCUUCAUACGACCAACUGUCGCCGGUCCGUCCAAACAGGUGUGAUGUCGUAGCGGCUUCUCAACAGACCACAACGGGAUAUCACAGUCCACAAGGUUCUCUGUGGCAAGAUAAGCACAGCUCGCCGAAACAUUCGCCGAUCGGCGGUAAUCACAUACAUUUGAACGAUGGCUCUCCGCAACAACUCUCGCCCAGCGGAUCAUCUCCAAACUGUGAACACCAAAAUAAUCUAAAACGUCGCUCAACAGAACCGUUGCAACACAUCACGGAACUCGAGAAGAAACAUAUCAGAAGAGAUGGAUCCAUAGGGAGCAAUGGCUCCGGUCAAGGCUGGUCCACGCAAGUGGAGGAACUCGCGGAGCAUCUCGCCGCUGAUUUCGAUGGAUCGUUAUCCGCUAUCGCGGCGUCCGAUCUUGCAACGGCCGUUGCAUCUUACACUAAUAUGAGCGAAGCCCUCCUCACUUUGCCAGCGUUACCAGUCUUCAAGCAGGAGGCGCCAUCGCCUGAAAAUCAGCACAACAAUUCCAAUUUGAAUCACGUUUCGCAAAGAACAAUCACUACAGUGCCGUCCAACAAUGACAAUAUUGGCUCCAUCGAAGCUGACAGCAACAACAAUGGUCAAACCGCGACCAGUCUUCAUCAACUUUUAUAUUCCUCCAAUGAGGAAUACCCGCCGACUUCAACCGCGGCCAAUCAUGUAUCUUCUUCCCAGCAAGGAAAUGAAUUAAAUGAGGAUUGUCGUUUCCAGUAUGUCUUAGCGGCUGCCACCAGCAUUGCCACUAAGGUGAAUGAAGAAACGCUGACGUAUCUGAACCAGGGACAGCCGUAUGAGAUUAAACUGAAAAAAUUAGGCGAUUUAUCUGCCUAUCGCGGAAAGAUACUGAAGGGACAUCCGACUUUUCUGUUCCAGUCGACGAUCCGCAUUUGCUUCCACGAGCGACGGUUGCAGUACACGGAACGUGAGCAGAUGCUGGCCUGGCAACGCGCUAGACCGGGAGAGAGAUUACUGGAAGUCGACGUUCCCCUUAGCUAUGGGAUGGACGUUUGUCAACCGUCGCCGUCUAGCAACAGUGUGGAGUUCAUGUGGGAUCCCACAAAAGAAGUCGGCGUUUAUAUUAAAGUCAAUUGCAUAAGCACCGAGUUUACACCAAAGAAACACGGUGGCGAGAAAGGCGUUCCUUUUCGAAUACAAGUGGAGACUCGACUGCCAGGAGGACCGCGUCUACACGCCGCUUCGUGUCAGGUGAAAGUCUUUAAAUUGAAGGGAGCAGACCGUAAGCACAAGCAAGAUCGGGACAAAAUAUUGAGACGUCCUCCUCACGAACAGGACAAAUAUCAACCCAGUUACGAUUGUACUGUACUCUCCGAUAUUCCUCUAGAAUCCUUAUCGUCCUCCACUCUGUCAACUCAAAAUGGUGGAAGUUCGUACGCCUCAACAGAUGCAAUAUCACCGCAGACGCGUGCGACAGUGGGUGGCAAUUCCUCUCCGGUAGUAGCCCCGCUGGCACUUUCGGUUUCUAAUUCUGGUAUUGUACCGUUGAUUCCUGCUUCGGACGCCGUGAAGGAAAACGUAGGAACGGCGCCGGCCUUGCCAUCGCCCGCCGCCAUAUUGCCAGAUCAAACGUGCAUUGAAGCUGAUGUUAGUUUGGCUGCACGCAAAACUGCUUCUCCGCAACACCUAAUCGAGUCCAUGAAAACAAGCACUUCGUGUCUUACCAAGUUACCACCCGACGCAAAUGCUACACAAACAACUGCGUGGCUUCGCGCGAGUCGGUUCAACGCGUUCGAAUCGACGUUUGCAAGCUUCUCCGCAUCGGAUAUUCUGCUUCUGUCUCGGGAGGAUCUCAUUCAAAUUUGUGGAGUAGCGGAUGGUAUUCGACUGUUCAAUACGCUGCACUCUAAGGGACCGGCUCCGAAACUUACUCUUUACUUUUCGCUCGAAGGCGACAGCUCACCCUGGAAACCCGCUUAUCUUGACAAUCUGACGAGUACCGCGCUCACGAAUAAAUUGCUCAGCACUUUAAAUUUGCCUCACGACCGAUUGCAUUCGACACUGUUCCUAGGACCACAGGGUAUACAUGUACUUGUCACCGAUGAGCUAGUGGCAAAUAUGAAAGACGAGAGUAUGUAUCUCGUCGAGACUAUCAAAGAUCCAGCUAGCGACCGUUAUAAAUUGCUGAUAAAGUCAAAAAUUAACUAAAAAACAGUUUUUAUAAAUUUAUACUUUUGUAACUACUUUACAAUAUGAUCAUUAAAGCGAAAAAUGAAUAGUAAUGUAAAGUAUAGCUAUGUUCAAUUGAUUAACAAAUGUGAUUAAUCUAAAAAAUGAUUACUUAUCAUUGUACGAUUUGUAUCAAUUGCUAUUUAAAUCUGAUACACAAAAAUAUCAGGUUUAAAUAGCAAUUAACAAAUAUUCUACAAUUAACAACUAGGAUAAUAAACAAUGUAACUCAGAUAACCGAAUACAAAA